This is a messenger RNA of Nicotiana attenuata, 1342 nucleotides long. Its product is annotated as WAT1-related protein At1g25270-like. Gene Ontology annotation, cellular component: plasma membrane. The coding region runs from base 58 to 1215 and encodes 385 amino acids. Lineage: Eukaryota; Viridiplantae; Streptophyta; Magnoliopsida; Solanales; Solanaceae. Gene Ontology annotation, molecular function: transmembrane transporter activity. The record is from RefSeq and is a predicted model, not a curated record. The transcript has 7 exons.
UUAGCUCACCUAAUUAAUUAAAAGGUUGGUGCUAUCUUUCAUUAGAAUAUAGGAAAUAUGAAAACAGUGAUAUUAAUGGUGCUAAGUCAAUUAGCAUCUGGAAGUGUAAACAUUUUGUACAAGAUUGCUGUUGCUGAUGGAAUGAAUGUCCAAAUUAUGGUCUUCUACAGAUUGGUUUUUGCCACUGCUUUUAUGGCCCCUCUUGCUUUCAUUAUUGAAAGAAGAAGUAGACCAAGAUUAAGCUGGACAAUACUCUUCCAAGGGUUCGUGAAUGGAUUGUUGGGAGCAGCACUUGGAAGCAAUUUCAAUGCGGAGAGUUUAAUUUACACAACAACAACAUUUUCAUCAGCCAUGUCUAACCUUACUCCUGGAGUGACAUUAAUUUUGGCUGUAAUUUUGAGGAUGGAAAGCUUGGACAUUCAUAGGUUAGCAGGAAAAGCCAAGUUGCUAGGAACUAUAUUGGGCAUUAUGGGAGCACUAAUUCUGAAUCUUUACAAAGGAAUGAAGAUUCCAUUUUGGUCUACCAAUAUACAUCUUCUUCAUACUGCUAAUGUCACUGCAACAUCAGCACAACCAACAACCUACAACAAUGUUUGGGGUUCAACACUUGCAUUUUUAAGUUGUGCUUCUUAUGCUUCUUGGUUGAUCUUUCAGGGUAAGAUGAGGCAGAGGUACCCCAUGUACUCAAACACUGCAUUGAUGUGUUUUUGUGGGGCAAUAGAAGCAGGCAUCUAUGCUUUUUUAAGGGAAAGGGAUUCAUCUGCCUGGAAACUUGGCUGGAAUAUCAGACUUUUCACUACUUCUUAUUCGGGCAUUGUUUCUUCAGGAUUAGCAGUAACCAUGAUAGCAUGGUGCACAAAACUAAAAGGGCCGCUCUAUGUCUCUUCAUUCUAUCCGUUGGCACUUAUCUUUGUAGCUAUAGUUGGUACGCUUGUCCUUCACGAGGAGCUGCACCUUGGAAGCAUUAUAGGAUCAAUAUUCAUCAUUGCCGGCUUAUAUAUUGUGUUAUGGGGAAAAGCCAAAGAGUUGAGACUAGCUGAAACUGAAGCCCUAAAAAGUAAAGCUGAAACUGAAGGCUUAAAAAGUAACAACAAUGGAGUCAUUGAGAUCAUCUCAUUUGCUGGUGGAAAUCUGGCUACUGCUGCAAUAGUACCAGAAUUAGAAACUGAUCAUCAAAUUGUUACUACAUCAGCUGCGCCUCUUCAGGAACCAUAACUGAAAGACCCGCAAAAUCAAAUGUUUUAUUUCCACUUUUCCUUAUUUAGAAUGGAGCACAAGAAUUAGAAAAUCCAUGUAUAAUAAAUAUCUCAGUGAAUAAAGAACUAGAAAAAUGUCAAAAACA